Molecule: messenger RNA, 1898 nt
Organism: Phyllotreta striolata
Lineage: Eukaryota; Metazoa; Arthropoda; Insecta; Coleoptera; Chrysomelidae
Source: the annotation of a GenBank genome assembly
AUGAGACUCCGAUGGAUUUUAAUUUUUUUAACGGAAACUGUAAAUGUUACAACGGCAUUUUCUGUGUUAUUUUCAAUAAUACAAGAAUAUGGUAAAGAUCACAUGAUUAGCGAAUUUUCGUGCAAUGGGAAAGAAUCUUUUAAUUUAUUAAAACUUGCAAGUCAAACGUAUCAACCAAUUCGAAUUUUGAAGAUUGAUGAGAAAUUAUUACAAAAUAACGUACCAGCAAAUACCAUAUUUGUCAUGAAUCUCGAUUGUAAUGGAUCACGAGCCAUACUAAGAAAGAGCGAUGCUUUAAAUCUUCUUUCAUUACCAUAUAAAUGGGUGCUCUUUCAUUCGAAACCACUUGGUUCAUACGAAAAAUAUUUUUACGAUUUAAACUUUUCGAUCAACAGUGAAAUCAAUGCAUUGCAAAAAUAUAAGAACGGAAGCACAAUUUUAAGAAAAAUCUACGAACUGAAAGGUGAUUUACAAAUUGAAAAUAUGGGAAUUUGGGAAAAUAAUAUUUUCAAAAGUUUCGACAUCGAGCGCAUUACCGUUAGAAGACGAAAAAAUCUGAAAAAUAUAACAUUAAAUACUUGCAUAGUAAUCACUAAUAACGAUAGCUUGAAUCACCUAACUGAUAAAAGGGAUCCCCAUAUAGACAGUAUUUCAAAGGUAAAUUACGUAUUAAUAGGACAUUUCAAAGAUAUUUUAAAUGUUACUUUGAAUUUUACUAUUGAAUCCACUUGGGGUUAUAAAGUGAAUUCAUCUUGGACCGGUAUGAUUGGGCUACUGUCAAGGAAAAAAAUAGAUAUUGGAGGAACAUCGUUAUUUUUUACCGAAGAUAGAGUAGACGUUAUUGAUUAUGUGGCCAUGAUUACACCUACAAGAUCCUAUUUCAUAUUUAGAGAACCGAAGUUAUCGUAUGUGACAAAUGUUUUUAUAUUACCCUUUGACAUGGGUGUUUGGUUGUCCACAGUUGCAUUGGUCAUCAUUGCCGUUUUCUUCCUCUAUGUAAUAUUAAAUUGGGAAUUAACAAAGGAAAUAUAUUUAAAGAAAAGCAACUCAUACUACGCAAGCAAUAAUAAACCGACAGUACUUGAUGUCGUUCUCAUUUCCUUUGGAGCAUUGUGUCAACAAGCCUCACACAUAGUCCCUGCAAGUGUACCCGGAAGAAUCACAACUAUUGUAUUGUUCCUCUCUUUGAUGUUCCUUUACACGUCGUAUUCUUCGAACAUUGUAGCUUUGUUGCAGUCGUCUUCAUCAAGCAUUAAAAAUUUGCAGGAUUUACUCAAUUCGAGACUUGAAGUUGGAGUAGAUGAUACAGUUUUCAAUAGAUUUUAUUUUCCGAACGCUACCGAACCAACACGUAGAGCUUUGUACUUGAAAAAGGUGGCACCUCCUGGUAAAUCGGACCAUUUCAUGCCGAUAUUAGAUGGUGUUAAAAGAAUUAGAGAAGGUUUAUUCGCUUUUCAUGUGGAGUCCGGUCCUGGAUAUAAAUUAAUCGGGGAAAUAUUCCAUGAAGAUGAGAAGUGCGGAUUGCACACUAUUCAAUUUCUCCAAGUAAUUGAUCCGUGGUUGGCGAUUCAAAAGCGUUCACCAUAUAAAAAAUUGAUUCAAAUAGGAUUCAGAAAACUUAUGGAAUCAGGCAUUCAAAUAAGGGAAAACACUUUGAUUUACCACAAAAAACCGGUAUGCGUGUCUAGGGGAUCUGCAUUUGUUAGCGUCGGUAUUGUAGAUUGUUAUCCUGCCGUGGUAGUUUUAGUUAUUGGAAUCGGAACUUCGCUUUUCGUUUGGGCCAUUGAAUUAUUAAACAAACGGUUUCUUGUAACCGAUUAUAUUAAAAAUAUGUUAAAAAAUUAUCUUAAGAUCAAAGAGUCAAAGCAUGAAGACUUGAAGGAUUAAUUAAAACAGAA